Jaminaea rosea is the source of this 3818-nucleotide messenger RNA. Its product is annotated as PLC-like phosphodiesterase. Gene Ontology annotation, molecular function: calcium ion binding; phosphatidylinositol-4,5-bisphosphate phospholipase C activity. NCBI's taxonomy places the organism in Eukaryota, Fungi, Basidiomycota, Exobasidiomycetes, Microstromatales. Gene Ontology annotation, biological process: lipid metabolic process; phosphatidylinositol-mediated signaling. The transcript has a single exon. The record is from RefSeq and is a predicted model, not a curated record. Bases 85 to 3750 code for a protein of 1221 amino acids.
CUUUUGGACACUGCCCGCUCCUUCAGUUGCUCUUCAUUCUCACACCCUCGUUCAGCUCAGCCAACAAUGUCAUAGCCAGCCCAGAUGACUGGAGAGAAACACUCGGCAAGCUGGCUCUCCAAUCUCUUCGGCGGUAGCGGGCGCAGUGCUCAGCGUCUUUCUGAGACCGCCUCGCACCAGCAGGAACACAAUGAUGCUGCUCAGCGCCAUCGUCGUCGAGUGAGCGAUGUCUCCCAAAGUACGUCAAGUACGUCAGGGCCAACUGGCGUCAGCACCGCACCAUCGCGACCGAUUCCUGUGAGGAGGGCGACAAGUGAUGAAGCCUCGCCAUCGCACAGCGGCAGCCCGCAAAGCCUCGGUCGCUCCGUCGGACAGACGCUGGCUAGCAUACAGUCAGCGUACGUUCUGAGGCGACAAGCUAGCCAGACAUUCAAGGAGAUGCAGUCCAAAGAUGGCGAGCUCGCUACGAGUGAAGCCUCCAACUCAGCGCCCAACGAGCGGCCGUCAUCUUCCCUCAGCCGCGCCAGCUCUUAUGAAGGCGGCAACCCCGCUUCGUCACCACCCUCGAGCACCUCGAGCCUUCCACAAGACUCACCGGGCCUCGCAGCACUAGAUGUAUCCACUUCCCUGCAAGAUGGCGAGUCUAUGCUCAAAGUCACCCAUAAAAAGGUCAUGCAGCGCAUCCUUCGACUCGACGCCGAUCGAGGACAGAUCCUCUGGGCGAGCAAGAAGGGCAACAAGAUCAACCUCGAGGCCAUCAGGGAGGUUCGCAUUGGCGCACUUGGGGCUUCCUUCCGUAUCUCGCUCAACAUUUCGGCUGCACAUGAGCCGCGAUGGAUCUCUAUCAUCUACCAGCAGGGCGCAGCGUACAAGAGUCUGCACCUCAUCGCUCUAUCGGAUGAGUCGCUGCAGCGCUGGCGCGAUACCCUGGAGAAGCUGCAAAGUCUGCGCAAGCAGUUGUUGGGUGGACUCGGGAUGCUAGAGCAGCGAAACGCUCUUUGGCUGCGGCAGAACUGGCGUAUCGCUGAUUCAUCUUGUGACGAUAAGCUGGAUUUCAACGAGGUCGUCCGACUCUGCCGUCGCCUGGGUAUUGAGUCUAACGCGGUCGACCUCCGCAGAAGCUUUGAUGCUGCUGAUUGGCAGAAACGCGGCUACCUCGACUUUCAGGACUUCCAGCGCUUCGUCGCCGUGCUCAAAAGGAGGCCAGAGAUCGAGGAUAUCUUCCUCACUUGGGCAGACACAGAGACGCUUAGCCCUCAACCGGUCGAAGCGACCUCGGCUCAAUGUGCGCCAGAAGAACCUCAGCCAUCGAGCGGCAUCGCCUCCAAGGCCAUGUCUCUUGAAGCCUUCGGCACUUUCAUUACACAAGAGCAGCGCCAGCAUGAUCAUGCUUCAGACUGGACAGCCUCGACCUUCAGCAAGUACUCGAGCCGACAGGGCGACAAGAGCUUGAUGUUACUCGAGGGCUUUGCCAAUUUUCUACAGUCUUCCGAGAAUAUCGUGCUGAGAGAUGCUACGAUGGUCGUACCAAAUAGCGACACCGGCGCUCAGCCUGCCACGUCAUCGUCGCGAUCACGAGCCCAAGCAGAGACUGCAGAGCAGCUCCUCGCUGUGCAAACCUCCUCCAGCGCUCAUCAGCGAGUGGCACCGCAAGACAUGAGCCGCCCCCUCAGCGAGUACUACAUCAGCUCAAGCCACAAUACCUAUCUCGUACGAGGUCAAUGGAAGGGCGACAGCACCGUCGAAGGCUACGCGCGGGCACUGCAAGCCGGGGCUCGCUCAGUCGAGCUCGACUGCUGGGAUGGGCCGAACGGCCAGCCUCAGAUCACUCACGGCCGCACUCUUACCUCCAAGGUGCCUUUUGCGGACGUCGUGGCAACUAUCGCAAGGUACGCCUUUGUCGCCUCGCCGUAUCCUUUGAUCCUCUCCCUCGAAGUGCACGCAGACCUAUCGCAGCAAGCAGUCAUGGCGAAGAUGCUGCGUGAGAAGUUAGGUGCAGCGCUUCUCACAGAGCGAGUUGCUUCGAACGUCGACGACGGGCUCCCCUCACCGGAGAUGCUGCGAGGCAAGAUCCUCAUCAAAGCCAAGAACAUCGAUGUUACCGAUCCAGACCGCUUCAUGCGCAGCGACACAACUUCGAGCUCCAUCGAAGCUCUUGGAGCAGAUGAGGACCCCUCAGCCAGCUCAACAGGCGUGGACACUAAUUCAGAAUCCGACGGCGGCUUCUUCGCCAACGCUCGCGGCCUGAUGCGGUCCGUUGCCGCAGCAGGACAUCGCUCCUCGAGCGGGACCAAUGGCAACAGCGGCGAAGACGGCAGUUCUCCCUCCUCUGUAGGUUCAGCGCCCUCUGUAGCUGCUGCAUCGCGGGGCAAGAAGGUCAUGAUCGCCCCAGAGUUGGCUUCUCUCCUCGUCUAUACGGUCGGCGUCAAGCACCGCGGUUUGAGCAAGAAAGAAGUCUACGCACCAGAGCACAUGAUCUCACUGAGCGAGCGCACGGCGUUCAAGUACGUGCGUGACCGAUCUGGUGCGCGUGAGGAUCUCAUCAAGCACAAUCGCACGCAUCUCACGAGGAUUUAUCCCUCCAUGAGCUCCUUGGCUCGACUGCACACGAGUGCAAAUUACUUGCCGCACCACAUGUGGGCUGUUGGGUGCCAACUAGUUGCGCUCAAUUGGCAGACGCUGGACCUGGGCUUCGCGCUCAACCAGGCCUUGUUUACGCGUAAUGCUGGCGUCGGAUACGUGCGCAAGCCCGAGGCGUUGAGGGUGAAGGAAAAGAAGCGACCCGCGAGAUCGUCAAUCAGGGUUGUGCUCGAGCUGACUAUCGUGUCGGCGCAGCAGCUUCCGCGGAUGCGCGACGUCGUGAAGGAAAAGGAGAGAAGCGAUGGCGACGUGCUCGACCCGUUUGUAAGUGUAUCGCUGUUGACGCCGGAGAGCUGGGGAAGGCAGGAGCAGGGUGAGCAGCAAGCAGGGCUGGCCAGACCAGGGUCUCGCGAAGCGCCUCUGUCCUCGACCGUCAGCACGACGCCAAUCAAGCCUGCAUCGAACGUAACUCUCCUCAAGAAUCGCAGCGACAGCAAACUCGAACCGCUCCUUACCGGCGAAGGAAACAGCCCAUCACCUCAGAAAUCCCGCAGCGAUGCCGGCGGCGGUACACCAACUUUCAGAACAAGCGUCAUUAAGGGCAACGGCUUCAGUCCAGUGUGGAACGAAGCGUUCAACAUCAGCAUCGACGUCCCGGCAGGCGAGUCGGAGCUCCCAGAUGUCGAGUCUUCGAGCGAUCCUGGGAGAGUCAAGGCUUUGACGCGAGGCUUGCUCGAUCUAGCCUUUCUUCGAUUUGAGGUGUGCGCGGACGCCACACCUGGAGGCGCAGCGACUGGCAAUGGGCCUUCGCCGUCACCAUCGAGCUCCCCACUGCCAAAUUCGUCGAGCUCCUCCAGCUUGUCUGCAACGAUGCCGACAACCGAUUCUUCAUCUGCAGGCUUGCCCUCAUCACCACUUCUCGCCGCACCUCCUCCCGCCUCUCCCUUACUUGCUUCCUCUCACAUCGCCCACUCGUCCACAUCCCCAUCCACCCGAUCAACCUCAGCGUCCUUGACAUCCCCCAUGCCGAGCGGAUCCGCACUCGCAUCGUAUAUCCUCUCCCUCGGCGCCAUGCGAGAAGGGUACAGGCAUAUCCCACUCUACGACGGUCAGCUGCAGCAAUACCCUUUCAGCACGCUUUUUAUCCGUACGAGCCUUCGACUUGCAUGACCGAGUCGUGAGCUGCCUAUAAUGAACAUCUGUACUUGUAUCGUUACUUUUUCAAUUGCAAUGCCUUU